Molecule: messenger RNA, 1974 nt
Organism: Dichomitus squalens LYAD-421 SS1
Lineage: Eukaryota; Fungi; Basidiomycota; Agaricomycetes; Polyporales; Polyporaceae
Exons: 4
Coding region: 1-1974 (657 amino acids)
Source: RefSeq, a predicted model, not a curated record
AUGUUGGAGAGGCUUCGCAGGCCCGACGGCUACUCGCGGAAUCUCCCGCUCGCCCGUACACGCGGCAGCGAGUACAGCACCAGUCAUAGCCAUUCCCGCUCGUACUUUUACGAGAAGGCGGACGCACACGUCUCCCCAGAGACGUCAUCCGAGAGCCCUUCGCCACGGGAGACACGCGUGACCCUCCCCCCCCUACGGCAGCCUACUAGGUCCCCCAUGCAGAGCAUAAGCUUUGCCACCACGACCUCCGCGACCUCCACCUGGGCCAUGUCCCCUUCGGCGUACUCGCCCUCAUCAACCCGCUCCUCAUCUCCGGUCUCUCGCAGCAGGAUACAGCCCCGCGAGGAGUACCGCGCGAAGAUCGAGUCUGAGCAGGGAGCUGCGAUUUCUCCAAGGGAUCCCGACCUUGACUCCUGGGUGAUUGCGCAGCAAAAAGCCCUUGCGAUGAUCCCCCCGCGCCCUACCCCGCAGGUCAUUCACCCGCGCGCGAGCAUCUCGCCCGAUCGUCAUCGCUCGCGCGCAGCGUCCCCAUUAUGGCAUCCAUAUCCAUACCCUGCGGCUUUCACCGCAGAGCGGCACGCAUACAGAGAGCGGCAGGACAGCUGGUCUCCCGAGCCUGACGGUUGGCAGUACCUGCCCCCUUUGAGGAAUCUCCAGCCCAGCCGAGCGGCAUCUCCGGAGUUUGUCCAAGGUUCCUCGAGCGCCGUGUUCUCGGCGCCUUCGCGUUCUCCCAGCCCUAGCCCCAGUGUGAGCUCGUACAGCACCAAUGAGGCGUCUGGCCGCACCGACACCGACCCGACCGACGAGGACGACCCCGUCAAGGUGGAGCCGGAGUGCAUCAAGCUCCCGCCUCUCCGCACCAUGUUUCCCGACGCAGCACCCGGAUGGUGCACGCAUCACAGCUGGAAUGGCUCGGAGCGCUCGUCGACCAGUUCCGUCCACCGAGACGCAUUAAAUCCGCUCAGCCGCUCGGCCGUCACCUUGUCUUCUAGUGCGGAGUAUAGCGCGCGCUGGAGGCCCAGAUCGCCCUUCCGAGACGAUGGCGAUGGCGACCUUCCGGCCCAGGUCUCCGACCUUCGCUCCAGCAUCUCGCACGAAACCAGCAACUCCCCCGUGACGGUGAGCACGCGCACCCAGUGGCGGACACAGCAGGGUCCAGCUUCUACUCGCGGUCGCCCCGCGCCCGUCGAGCGCAUCCCCUCCGUCGGUACGGCGCACACGGCAGAGCUUCCGGUGAUGUCGCCCACUCCCAAGAAGUACCGUUUCGUCACGAGCAAGCCGGUCGGAACCAACGCGGAGCUGCGUGAGGAGGAGCUCGACGAACGCCGUCGUCCCGUGACCGUCAGCCCUAGCGGCACCAAGCGCAGACACCCUGGCACGUCCUCCCCUUCCGAGUCGAGCGUGGACGCCCCCUCCCCCCCGGAGACGCCCGAGGAGGAGGAGGACGGCCCGCGCAAGCGCAGGCAGGGGCAGGGCCAGCUCCCGUACGAGGGCUCGUUCCCCGCCGAGCCGGGCUCGAACGCUCGUCUCGUGCGCAGCCCGCGCGGGGCGAUCGUGCCCGCGUACCACUACGACACGGAGCGGGCGCUCAAGUGCGCGUUCCCGCAGUGCGGCGCAGUGCUGACGGGCAAGAAGAGCGAGACGGCGAGCCACAUGCGCUCGCACUUCCUGCAGGCCGUCGAGGAGACGCUCGAGUGUCCGUGGCCGGUCGAGGGCGAGGACGGGCAGAAGGCGUGCUGCGGGAUGGCGUUCAAGGACAGCGCCAAUUUUGGCAGGCACGUGAGUUCGAAGCACAUCAAGGCGGAGGAGUACCAGUGCAAUAGGUGCGGGCGGCCGUUCGCCAGGCGGGACGCGGCGUUGCGGCAUAUGAAGACGCUGUGUCGGGUGGAUGGAUCGGGACCGAAGAGGAAGAAUGAGAAGAGGCCGAAGACGAAAACGGAGGAAUUUGAAGAAGUAUACGUGUUCGAUGGUUAG